This is a messenger RNA of Salvia splendens (bonfire salvia), 1461 nucleotides long. RefSeq names its product probable protein phosphatase 2C 2. The record is from RefSeq and is a predicted model, not a curated record. The coding region runs from base 181 to 1227 and encodes 348 amino acids. Gene Ontology annotation, molecular function: protein serine/threonine phosphatase activity; cation binding. Gene Ontology annotation, biological process: protein dephosphorylation. The transcript is spliced from 4 exons. NCBI's taxonomy places the organism in Eukaryota, Viridiplantae, Streptophyta, Magnoliopsida, Lamiales, Lamiaceae.
GGAGCAGUUUUGAUCAUCUUUUCCACACGGACAGAACUUCAAAGAAACCCCCAGAAGCUAAAAAUCCAAUCUUUUGUUAAUACUAUCAGAUUCGUAUAAGAGAAAAAUUCCACCGUUUCAAGAAUAUAAUUGUCUGAAAGAGCUGAGUGGAAGCCGAUCUUGUGGUGUAACUGAUUGAAGAUGGGAGCAGAAGCAGAGGUGGUAGUUCGAACAAGCAUCCCUAUGUUGGAUGUGCCCCCUUCCCAGCUUGAUGUUAAACCUCCGGAGACGCCUGUGCUGUUUGCCCCAAGCAUCCGUUCCGGUGGUUUUGCUGAUAUUGGUCCGCGGAGAUAUAUGGAAGACGAACACAUAAGGAUAGACGAUCUGUCAGCACACUUGGGGUCUCUCAUCACAGUCCCCGAACCUAGUGCCUUCUAUGGGGUUUUUGAUGGCCAUGGAGGGCCUGAGGCGGCGGCUUAUGUUAAAAAACACGCGAUGAGAUUCUUUUUUGAAGACGGUGAUUUCCCGCGAGCUUCUGAAGUAGACGAUGACUUUGUACUGGAGGUUGAGAAUUGCCUGAGGAAAGCAUUUCUACUAGCAGAUAUGGCAUUGGCUGAGGACAGUAGCGUGAGCACUUCUUCCGGAACUACUGCUUUGACAGCUCUCGUCGUUGGGAGGCUUUUAAUGGUGGCGAAUGCGGGAGACUGCCGAGCAGUUCUCUGCCGGAAAGGUGAGGCAAUCGAUAUGUCUCAAGAUCACCGGCCUACUUAUACUUCAGAGAGAAGGCGUGUUGAGGAAUUAGGUGGAUUCAUUGAUGACGGCUAUCUCAAUGGCGUUCUCUCCGUUACUCGAGCCCUGGGCGACUGGGAUAUGAAACUGCCGCGAGGCUCCUCCUCGCCUCUCAUUGCAGAGCCUGAAUUCCGCCAAAUAUCUCUAACGGAGGAUGACGAGUUCCUCAUAAUCGGAUGUGACGGAAUCUGGGAUGUCUUGUCUAGCCAGCAAGCCGUUAGCCUCGUCCGUCGGGGGCUCAGACGGCACGACGACCCCGAGCAAUGCGCUAAGGACCUCGUCAUGGAGGCCCUUCGUCUCAACACUUUCGACAAUCUUACAGUGAUCAUCGUCUGUUUUACGUCUCUGGAUCAAACUGAGCAACCCUCGACGCGCCAGAGGAAGCUGAGGUGCUGCAGCCUCUCCGCGGAAGCUUUGUGCAGCCUCCGGAGUUUCUUGGAAGGAGGCAGCAACCGAUGAUCGCCGUUUUUGUGCCCAACUAUUUAAGGGAGGAGAGCUACCAGUGGUGGCUUCAAGAUGAGCAGCAGUCUGAGCUGUUUAGAAGUUUUGUUUAUGACAUUCUUUCCUGUUAUGUAUCCUAAUUAUUUCACUGGUGUGGUGUACAUAUAAUUGGUGGGUUGAUAAAAUUAAAAGUGUUGUAAUAAUUUUUAACUAUAUAGUUAAUUUCUCUCAAAUUCAUUUUAUUAACUAAAA